Molecule: messenger RNA, 1374 nt
Organism: Sphenostylis stenocarpa
Lineage: Eukaryota; Viridiplantae; Streptophyta; Magnoliopsida; Fabales; Fabaceae
Source: the annotation of a GenBank genome assembly
AUGGAGGGAAUAGGGUCAGGGUCAGGGUCAGGUUCAACAGCUCCGGCACCGUUCCUACUGAAGACAUACGAGAUGGUAGACGAUUCAUCGACGGAGGAAAUUGUAUCGUGGAGUUCCACCAACAACACCUUCAUAGUCUGGAACCCUGCUGAAUUCUCUCGUCUGCUUCUUCCCACUUUUUUCAAGCACAACAACUUCUCCAGCUUCAUCCGUCAACUUAAUACCUAUGGAUUUCGAAAAGUGCACCCUGAGCGAUGGGAGUUUGCUAAUGAGGAUUUUGUGAAAGAUCAAAAGCAUCUUCUAAAAAAUAUUCACCGCAGGAAGCCUGUCCACAGUCACUCACUCACACAACCUGCUGUGGAUUCUGAAAGGUCAGCAUUUGAGGAACAAAUAGAGAAACUUUCACUCGACAAGACCACCAUUCAAUCCAAUAUUUCCCGCUUCAAACAACAUCACUCUGCGGCAAAGACUCAUCUUGAAGAUCUACGCCUGCGAUUGGAUGGCAUGGAGGAGAGGCAGCAAAAUUUGAUCACCUUCUUUCAAAAGGCUCUUCACAAUCCUACUCUUGUUCAGCAAAUCACACGCAAAGUCGAGUCCAUGGAUUUGUUGGCAUAUAACAAGAAAAGGCGAUUACCUCCUCAGGUUGAUGACCAUGAUCAUGACCAUCACUUGCAGCCUGUUGCAGGAAACACCUUUAUUGACAGUUUUGGAAUGGAAUUUGAACGUAUUUCUCAUCAAGAUUUCUCCAAUAAACUCACACUGGAAUUGUCACCUGCUCUUUCAGAUAUGAACUUGGUGGUGUCAUGUAGUACACAGAGUUCAAAUGAAGAUGGAGAAAGUCCACAUAGGAUGAUGCUACCUGAGACAUCAGAGCUUGCACAAACUGGAGAAUCUUUUACCUUUCAGAGGCAUUCCUGUUUAUCACAAACCGCCACAGUUGCUGAGAGCCCCAAAUAUGAAGAUGGUGAUAGUUAUAUAUCCUGUCUUUUAAAUCUAACUCUGGCAUCUUCUCCAUUACAAGUCAAGAGAAAUUCAUGCACAGAUAGAUCCCCAUCCCUAAUAGACUGUCCCGAAUUUGGCAAAUUGGAAGGAUCAAAAUUUUGUGCCAAUAAUAGUAAAGAAUCCGAUGUUGGAGCUUCCUCAAGCAGAAAUCUAAACGAGGUUACUAAUUUAGCUGAGGCUCCCCAAACUGCUCCAGUUAGAGUAAAUGAUGUGUUCUGGGAACAGUUCCUUACUGAAAGACCGGGCUGUUCAGACAAUGAAGGCUCAUUGUCCACCCACAAAGCAAAUGCAUAUGUUGCUGAGCAACAUGAAGGGCGCUCAGUUCAUGGAAUCUCUGGAGAUGUUAUGGACAUGGAUCAGCUCACACUCUGA